CAAGCCCAUCCAUCGAGAGGAACGCAGACUUCUCGAGAAAUUUCAGUAUCCGCAGCAUCUCCAGCUUUGUCGCUUUUACGUAUGAAGCCUCACGGGCCCGAUGGGAACAAUGAAGAUCAUCAUCUACAACGGGGUGACAUGGAACCGCAAGUCUUCCCCCAACGAUGGGUGCAGCUGGCAUAUCUUUCCGCGCUCGCUUUGCUUUCCGAUUGGAUUUGCUUUGCCACCGCCGCCACACCGGGGGUAUACGAACGCGCCUUUGGACAUUCCUCCGCUUCGUUGAUUGACAUCUUUUUGUUCACCAACGUGGCGACCUGCUUCUUGGUCACGGACAUUGUCAAUCGCUUUGGCUUACAAAAAGCCAUUCAAGGAGCCGCAGUGCUCAUGAUGGUAGGCUGUUGGCUGCGAUCCGGCGUUUCCUUUUUACCUUUUGUGCCGGAAGACUUGCAUUUGGUCAGCUACCCCGUCGUAGUCUUUGGAACGAUCCUGGUGGGCGCCGCCCAACCAUUCUUUCAGUGCACGCCCCCUUUGCUUUCCGCCUUGUGGUUCGCCUCUAGUGAACGCGCCACUUCCACCGCCGUGGCCCUUAAUUUUAAUCAAAUUGGCAUCGCUACCGCCUUUUUGGUCGGUGGUGCUAUGGCGGUCGACAGUGUUGGUCUAGCCAACUACUUUGGACUCAUUGCCGUUCUAUGUACCGUCGUGACGGCCGGUACGCUGCUACAAUUCGAAGACGAACCCCUCGUGCCGCCGUCGGCUUCGGAAAUGGAAAAAUUACUAGCGGGCGAGAAGGAACCACCAUUUCUCGAGUCGGUGCAGAAAUUUUUCAAAACUCCCGGAUUUACCAAGGCAUUGGCCGCCUUUGUCUGCUCCAUUUCCAUCACCAAUAUUGUUGGCGCUUUUAUCGACGAGAUCAUGACGCGCGGUGGAAUAAUAGACCAAUUAUCGAUUGAUUUGGCUGGUGCAGGUUUCGAGUUCGCCAUUUUGUUUGGUGGGAUCCUUAUUGGGGGUUAUGUUGAUCGCAGUAAAGAAUACAAAAAGAUUAGCAUGAUCUGUUUGGCCGCCACGGCCUUGCUUGUGAUCCCACUCGGCUUGACUGUCGGUGGUAUUGGCACGCAACCGGUGUUGUUGUUGGCAAGUUUGCUGGGACUCGGGAUGGCGGCGGGUCCCGUCCAGCCGAUCAACGCCGAGCUAGCCGUUGACGUGACGUAUCCCGGAGACGAAACAGCCGUGGAAUCUGUCCAGCAAAUUGGUGGUAAUCUGUUUUCCGCUCUUAUCAUUCCGAUUGUCGAGCUUGCGGCUAAACAAGAGUAUGACACGUUCGGGGUCGGUUCGAUUCACGGAGAUUCCGUGUUGUUGUCUUUUAUCGCCGCGUCAACGAUAGCGUACUUUGCAACCUUCAAUGCACCACUCCGACGAAGUAUAGCGGACGAAAAGAAGCGAGACGAUCCCGUUCCGGCUCUAGAGUCUGUCGCUGCUGGUGCCAGAACGAACUCGGAGUACAUAGGUAGUCCAAUGGAGAGUCUGAACAACGAAGAAGUGUUACCACCGCCCGCCGAAGCAACUUCGCGAUCGCCGUCACCGGAGGACAGUAGAAACGAAAAAUCGUCACAGUGA
Messenger RNA from Phaeodactylum tricornutum CCAP 1055/1, 1614 nucleotides. RefSeq lists its product with no specific name. The coding region runs from base 82 to 1614 and encodes 510 amino acids. Gene Ontology annotation, molecular function: transmembrane transporter activity. Gene Ontology annotation, cellular component: membrane. NCBI's taxonomy places the organism in Eukaryota, Bacillariophyta, Bacillariophyceae, Surirellales, Neidiaceae. The transcript is spliced from 2 exons. The record is from RefSeq and is a predicted model, not a curated record. Gene Ontology annotation, biological process: transmembrane transport.